Helobdella robusta is the source of this 2673-nucleotide messenger RNA. RefSeq lists its product as hypothetical. Lineage: Eukaryota; Metazoa; Annelida; Clitellata; Rhynchobdellida; Glossiphoniidae. The record is from RefSeq and is a predicted model, not a curated record. The coding region runs from base 1 to 2673 and encodes 890 amino acids. The transcript has 4 exons.
AUGAUGUAUUUUCUUCGUGCAUCCAGCUACAUUAACCCAUCGUUGUUGGGCAGAUUUGAUGAUGUUAUGCGUACCGCCUUGUCAGCCAUUUGCAAUGAGCCAUCUGGCAUUUCAGUGCAAGAUGGCAAGCGACCAGACGGUUGUACUCUUACACCCUGGAGAGCCGGUAAAUGUUUGGCUUGGGAUGCUACGGUUCCUGGUACCUUGGCCAAGCGCUACGUUCACUUUACCAGCAAAGAAUGUGCGAAAUCAGUUGUGAAAACAUCAACUGAAAAACCUACAUCAACAUCAACAACAACAACAGCACCAUCGACUUUGUCAUUUUGUUCAAAUGCCACAACUACAACAACCUCAGAAACAUUCCACAAAGAUGUAUUAGUUUCAGUAAAAAAAUCACCAACAACAGCAACAACAACAUCUCUUUUGUCGACAUUAAUAACAGCCGCAACAACAACGAAACCAUCAACAACAUUAACAACAUCAACGUCAACAACUACUUCAACGACAUCUAGAAACUCAAUAAACCUCCUCGAAUGUGAUCAGAAUUAUUUUCGUACCACACUUUUUAUACAUCUAAAUGACAAUAUCAACAACAACAACAUUAAAAACAACAACAAUAACAUUGAAAACCACAUUGACAACAACAACAUUGACAACAACAACAACAUUAUUAACAACAACAACGUUAACAGGAAUGUUACUGCUAAAUGCGUAAACAAUAUUAAAAAUAGUACACACAACAACAUCAGCAGCAACAAAAACAUCAACAACAACAAAAACAUCAACAGCAAUAAAAACAUCAACAACAUCAACAACGUCGUUUAUUCUAAUCUAUCGAAAAAACUAGACAACACUUUCAGCUGCAACAAUAACAAUACUAACAACAACAACAAAAACAACAAAAUCGGACCACUGAAUAAACCAAUAAAUAAAAAUAAUAAUAACAACAUUAAUAAGAUUUCUUUUAAUAAUAAUAAUAAUAAUAACUUUAACAACAAAAACAACAACAAUGUUAACAAUAACAUUCUCAAAGUUAAUGUCGUAAACAAGAUCAUUAAAAAUAUCAACAGCAACAACAACAAAUACAACAACAACAACAAAUACAACAACAACAUCAAGAAAAAUAUUACCAACAACAACAACAACAUCAACAAAACUCUGUUAAAUUGUUGUAUUAAAGGAAGAAACAGAGAAACCAAGUCCAGUUGUUACAAAAAUAAAUACAAGCAUAACACGCCACCUGGCUUAAACGUCAUCAACAACGACAUCAACAACUACAUCUGUAGCAACAAUUACGUCAGCAGCAACAACAACAAAAACAUUAACGACAUUAUCGACCAUAACAACAACAACAACAACUGCUACUGCAACAUCAGUAAUUGUUGUAACGUUCCUAACAAGUCCAUUGAUGAUAUUAAUUGCAGCGACAACAACAACACUAGCAACAGUAUGGAUGUCGAUGACAACAACGAAACUUUUUCAACUAGUUGUCAGUUUGUUUUAACGAAAGGUCAGCAACAACAACAGCAACUACAGCAACUACAAUAUCAACAACAACAACAACAACAUCAUCAACCACAACAUCAACAACAACUACAACCACAGCGCAAGACUGAGAAACAUCCUGAUGAUGUUCUGGAUAGCUACGCCGAAGAUGAUACCAAAGAUGUUACCCGCAUAAAUUAUGAUAAUGUUAACCAUUCUAAUCAUUUCGAUAAUAAUAUUAAUCAUGAUGAUGAUGAUGAUAGGAGAGUUGAGGGUAAUAGGGCUAGUAACAAUAACAUUAUAAAUGUUCUUAAUGAUGAUAAUGAUGAUGAUGGUUGUGACAACGAUGAUGAUGGUGGUGGUGUGGAUAAUGAUGAUGAUGAUGACCAUGGUGGUGGUGUUGCUGGUGAUGAUCUUAACCAUGCUUCUGAAAUCACUUGCACACAAUAUUUCAACAAUGGAUUUGACGACGAUGACGAUGAUGAUGGUAAUGAUGAAAGAAAAGCGGUUAGCAAUAACGAUUAUGGAGGUAACAACGAUAAUGAUAAUGAUCCUCGUCAUCAUCAUCAUCAUCAUCUGGCACUUUAUGAUGAUGCUGAUAAUGAUGAUGACGCUAAUACUAAUGCGAUUGAUGACAACAUAGUGAUGGCCAUGUUAAAUGGUUCUGAAGAUGACAUCGCUGGUGGUGACGAUGACGAUGGGGAUGGUGGUGAGAAGAACGACAACGUAUGCAGCGAUUCUGUUGAUGACAACAACAACAACAUCAACGAUGGUGACAACAACACUAUUGACGUCAUCUGCUCAGCUCACAUCAACAACUCCAGUAACAAAGCUGAAGUUGAGAGGGAUACAAUUGAUGGAAGUAGUCCGGACAACAUCAUCUCAUCAAGUAACAACGACAUCAAUGAUGACGUCAACAACUCUGAAAACAUCAUCAGCGAUGACAGCAAAAUUGGCAUCAGCAAUCACUGUUACAACAACUGCAACAACAACGUCAACAUCAACAACAACAACGUCAACAAUAACUGCAACAACUGCAACAACAUCAACAACAACAACGUCAACAUCAACAGCAACAACUGCAACAACAACAACUGCAUCAACUACAGCAACAACAACAUCGACUGCAGCAUCAACAACUGCAACAUCAACUACAACAACUGCAACAUUGUAUGUUCUCAAUAUUGA